AUGAGGCUGAUUAUCCGCGACGAUGCCGACGCUGCCAGCGCGUACGUAGCAAACUACGUCGUUGACCGGAUCAAGCACUUCAACCCUACCCCGGCUCACCCGUUCGUGCUUGGUCUGCCGACGGGAAGCAGCCCCCUGGGGGUAUACAAGAUACUUGUUCAGAAGUACAAGGCUGGAGAGAUCUCCUUUGAAAAUGUCAUCACUUUCAACAUGGUAUGUGAACUCUUCCACCAUUCGUCUCUCUUAUCGUACCCCAUCACGACCUUGUCUGACGAUGAGCAGGAUGAGUACGUCGGCAUCCCUCGGGACCACCCAGAGAGUUACCACUCCUUCAUGUGGAAGCACCUUUUCUCCCACGUAAACGUCCACCCCAACAACGUCAACAUCCUCAACGGAAACGCCCCCAACCUGGAGGCCGAGUGCGUCGCCUAUGAGGCCAAGAUCAAGGCUGUCGGUGGCAUCGACCUCUUCCUCGCGGGCAUCGGCGAGGACGGCCACAUCGCCUUCAACGAGCCCGGCUCCAGCCUCGCUUCGCGGACCCGCGUAAAGACCCUUGCCUAUGACACCAUCCUUGCCAACUCGCGCUUCUUCGACAACGACGUCAACAAAGUCCCGAAGCUCGCCCUGACCGUCGGCGUGCAGACCGUCCUCGAGGCGAGGGAGGUGGUCGCCAUCAUCCUGGGCGCCAAGAAGGCGCUCGCCUUGCAGAGGUGUAUCGAACAAGGCGUGAACCACAUGUGGACGCUCUCCAGCCUGCAGUUGCACCCUCACCCUAUGAUUGUUGUGGAUGAGGACGCGACCCUGGAGUUGCAGGUCAAGACAGUCAAGUACUUCAAGAGCAUCGAAAAGGUCGCCAGGGAACAAGGCUUUGAACAGAUCCUCCCCUCCAGGAUCCGCACCGGCCCCGGUCCCGUACCGAGGACGGUCGUCGACGAGGUCGAGACCCCCACGAUCCUACACCCUCAACCCACCACCUCUCGUCUACUGCGCGCCUCCCCGGCGACGGAAUACCCCAUCCGCUCCACGUCGCCCGACAUCGAACUCGUCUUCGAGAGCAUGUCGGCACGCACCAAGUCGCCGACGGAGCAGCAGCUUCGCGCCGUCACGCCGGACCUCAUCACCGACAGGAUGGCCACCCGGAUCCCCGAGCCCGCGCUGGCGGGGCGUCUGACGCCGAACCCCGAGCAGCAGCUGUCCAGAUCGGUGACCCCCGAUCUGGUUCCCGACCGCAUGGCUUCGAGGAUUCCGGAGCCGGCGCUUACGCGGCGGUUGACGCCGAACCCGGAGCAGCAGAUGAUGUCGAGACUGAACACUGUCGGAGCUUGA
Molecule: messenger RNA, 1326 nt
Organism: Colletotrichum spaethianum
Lineage: Eukaryota; Fungi; Ascomycota; Sordariomycetes; Glomerellales; Glomerellaceae
Product: glucosamine-6-phosphate deaminase
Exons: 3
Coding region: 1-1326 (441 amino acids)
Biological process (GO): D-glucosamine catabolic process; N-acetylglucosamine catabolic process; carbohydrate metabolic process
Cellular component (GO): cytoplasm
Molecular function (GO): glucosamine-6-phosphate deaminase activity; identical protein binding
Source: RefSeq, a predicted model, not a curated record